Molecule: messenger RNA, 309 nt
Organism: Echinostoma caproni
Lineage: Eukaryota; Metazoa; Platyhelminthes; Trematoda; Plagiorchiida; Echinostomatidae
Source: the annotation of a GenBank genome assembly
AUGUCAGAAUUUUCCAGUCCUGCGACACAAUUUCCUCAGUUUUUCGGUCCGUUCGCAGAAGUAGAGGCAAAGCUGGAGACCGCGUCACCGUACAAAAGGAUCCCACCGCUCACGACUCCGGAAAAAUUCGUACCUGGAGAUGAUUUCGACGUUUGGGAAUCACAGGUACGACGUUAUGUUCGUAAGCUGCCGCCAACAUAUCGGGCAAAUGCGGUGAUCAAUUUCCUAUCGAGGGAAGCUUACACGUUAGUCAUGGACUUCGAUCUCCCGGACGAUGUGGAUACCCUUCUGGUAACCCUGAGACGGUGA